Messenger RNA from Octopus sinensis (East Asian common octopus), 648 nucleotides. RefSeq lists its product as uncharacterized. The record is from RefSeq and is a predicted model, not a curated record. NCBI's taxonomy places the organism in Eukaryota, Metazoa, Mollusca, Cephalopoda, Octopoda, Octopodidae. Bases 1 to 648 code for a protein of 215 amino acids. The transcript has a single exon.
AUGACGGAUAUCCAUCAUACAGAAAGAAGGGCACCACAAGAUGGAGAUUUUGAAAUAAAAACUGGUCACCAUACAAUUGGUAAUCAAUGGAUAGUGCCUUACUGCCCUCUUUUGUCUAAGACAUUCAAUACUCACAUAUAUGUUGAAUAUUGUAAUUCUAUAAAGUCAAUUAAGUACAUUUGUAAAUAUGUCAAUAAGGGUUAUGAUGCUGCAAUGUUCACCCUUCAACAACAGACAUUUCAAGAUGAAGUGACACACUUCCAAAUGGGGUGGUAUAUUUGCAGCAAUCGGGCUUUUUGGAGAAUAUUUGGCUUAUCUAUUCAUGAACAAUAUCCUCCAGUGAAACAACUCUUAGUUCAUUUAGAGAGUGGGCAAAGAAUAUAUUUCACUACAGAAACUGCAGCUCAGCAAUCCCUAACUCCAAGAGAGACUACAUUAACAACAUUUUUCAAACUUUGCCAGAAAAACUCUUUUGCUAAAAACCUGUUUUACUAUCAAUUACCGUCAUAUUAUACAUGGAACAACCAGCAAUGGAAUCGCAGAAAAAGAGGCACUGAGAUUGAUGAUUAUCCUGAUAUCCAAUUUGACAAUGUUCUUGGAAGAGUUUAUACUGUGCAUCUAACUCAGCAGGAAUAUUUUUACUUAUGA